Molecule: messenger RNA, 1116 nt
Organism: Rhizophagus irregularis DAOM 181602=DAOM 197198
Lineage: Eukaryota; Fungi; Glomeromycota; Glomeromycetes; Glomerales; Glomeraceae
Source: RefSeq, a predicted model, not a curated record
AUGAUCCAUGAUCCUCCCAAGUUUUCUUUGACGGUAGAAUUGAACAAAAGUCCACCAUCUAUACUUGUCUGUUUAAUACAUAAUGGACCAACACUUGUUACGGCCAAAUAUUAUACCAAUUUUAAUAACUAUAUUAAUAAAGUUGAGCUACCUGAUGAUUUAGUUGGUGACUUUAGUGAUCUUAUAGGGAGUAAUGGCAAGUGCAGGUUUUUUAACGGUACAUCAUCUUCAUCGUCAAAGCUGAGGGGUAACGCUGGAGGAUUUUAUGUCUUAGGUUUUGGUCAAGAUGAAAAUGCUAGUGGCAUAAGCAGUAUAGUUGGUGAUAGUGAUCGUGGUGCUUUUGUCUUCAUUGGUGACACCAACAAUGAAAUGGACUGGACCCAACCUAUAUUCCUCAGGGAAACAAAUUUACUAUCUUCCGUAGGAACAUUUGGUUUCAUAGAUUACUCUCGACCGGCAGCAGCAUAUGAUGUCGGGAUCAUCGCACCCGAGAACAUUGUAGCGCAGGUUGAAAAUCCAUCCCUCACUAUAGCUGUCCUUCUUACUAAUAUCGGCGGUUAUCUUGGUAUUUGGGGAAUUUUCGGCUUUCUCUUUGGUGAAAAAAAGGUGGAUCCAUUCGGGUUCAUGUCACGUUUUAUAUUCAUAAAGCAGGAUAGGAAGAAACUUUUUGAGGAAUUGGAGAAAAUUAAUGGUGAAAGAAGCACAAAGUUAAAUAUCUCGAAAGAAGAAGAAAAGGGUAGUGAUAGUGUUACUAAAACGAGUAAAAUAAGCAAUCAAACUGAAUUCAAGAACUUACUUGCAAAAUACUAUGUAGAAACGGAUUUCUACGAACAUGCUGUCGAGACGCCUGACGUGUAAUUAUAUGUUGAUAUAACACUAAGGUAUAAUAGAUGCUUUUUAAUUAUUUAAUAUAUCAAGCUUGUAAUAAUAUAUUACUAUAAAUAAUCAUGUAAAAUAAAACGUAACGCAUACGAUCGAUAAUAAAAUAAUAGGACAAACUUUUUAACGGUUCAAAUCAUUCUCAUGUUAUCUGCUGUUUUUAUCUAUUAUAUCCUCUCCUAUUGUUUCUUGUUUUCAUUAACAUAAAAGUAUGGAUAAUUUUCGGGUGAAUUCAUA